Laetiporus sulphureus 93-53 is the source of this 1155-nucleotide messenger RNA. RefSeq lists its product as uncharacterized. The transcript has 2 exons. Bases 1 to 1155 code for a protein of 384 amino acids. The record is from RefSeq and is a predicted model, not a curated record. NCBI's taxonomy places the organism in Eukaryota, Fungi, Basidiomycota, Agaricomycetes, Polyporales, Laetiporaceae.
AUGUCCAUUGUGUCUCCCAAGUUUCCGCAGGAGCUGGUAGACAUGAUCAUAGAUUACCUCUGGGAUGACCGUCCGGCGUUGAUGGCGUGCAGUCUGACGUGCCGCCCUCUUUCGAACGCAAGUCGGACGCAUCUCUUCGGCGAAGUAUGCCUUGAACACGAAGCCGCCUGCACUAGCUUCGAACAGCUUGUUGAACAGUCUCCGCAUUUCGCGCUACAUAUUCGCAAGCUGUCCAUCAAAUGCCGGCACUUCUGUCACGAUCUAACGUAUCAACCGAGCUCGGCGUGGGUUGCUUGGAUUCCCGCCCUCAUGGCGAAGCUCCCUAGGCUUGAAGACCUGGAGUUCGCAUUCUUGGACUGGAGCAGAUUGCAAUUCGACGCUGAGCGUACCAAGAUGCUUUCCAUGCAUCUCGCGAGGCUCAGACGUCUUGCGCUAUCCGAUAUUCAUUUUCAACAUCCCAGUGACGUACGCGAAAUUCUCAUAGCUGCGAGCAACCUGCAGGAGCUACUACUAUUCCGUAUCUUCUUCACGUGCUACGGACAAGGAAAACCGCGAUCUCCUCCCGAUGUUCCCAUCGGUCGUAACUUGCAGCGCAUUUCCUUACGGGCGACUGUCUUACCGCUCUUAUUGAAGGACUGGCUUCUACUUCCCGAAUACCCGCUCAACCUACGUUAUAUUUGUGUACAAGGUCGAGACGAAAGCACCGCAAACGCCCUCGGCGGGUUUCUUCGGUCGUCAGCGGCCAGCCUCCGACACGUUGACAUAGAGUUCCCGAGUGGCGCGGCAUCUAUAAUGCAUGACGAGGUGGACUUGUCACCUCUCACUGAACUCCGCUCUUUCAGCUUCGGUGGCCUCAUUGCGUCCGAAAGCUGUGCAUGGUUGCUCAUACUCCUCUCACAAAUCACAUCAAACCAUCUCGAAACCGUCAAAGUUUCCAUGCUCGCCAUAAAAGCGCAGGAUCUCUUGGCAUUAGACUGGGCACAGUUAGACGAGACGCUCUCGCAUGCUCGCUUCUCCCGAGUCGAAUUGACGAUGUACAUCAAGCUUUCCCCCAGUCGCAGGAUCGAGAUCGGGAUCGAGCAAGCGCAUAGAAUCGUGACGACUUCGUUGCCACAUUUCCAGAAACAUGGGACUUUGCGAGUGAAAGCUGAAUGA